This is a messenger RNA of Delphinapterus leucas (beluga whale), 4892 nucleotides long. RefSeq names its product Rho guanine nucleotide exchange factor 26 (gene ARHGEF26). Gene Ontology annotation, biological process: activation of GTPase activity. The record is from RefSeq and is a predicted model, not a curated record. NCBI's taxonomy places the organism in Eukaryota, Metazoa, Chordata, Mammalia, Artiodactyla, Monodontidae. Gene Ontology annotation, molecular function: protein binding; guanyl-nucleotide exchange factor activity.
GGGGCGGAGCCGACGCCUGGUCGGCUGCAGAGCUCUCCAGAGCUCCUGCUGCCGCGAUUCGGUCUGGGACCCGGGCCACCCACGGGGCGGUGGGUGCUCUUUGGCCUUGGGCUCUGCAAAGUCCUUAAGGCAAGACUCACUGGGUGCUCUUCCCCCCCCCGCCCCACCCCGGGGCUGACGCCCGAGGCUCUGCUAUGGACGGCAAGACCGAAGUAGAUUUUUCCAGCAACAGCUUAACCCCUUUGUGGCGGAGGCGUUCAACCCCUCAGUCCCAGCUGCUGGGCCGGAGCAAGCCGAGGCCCCAGUCCUACCAGAGCCCCAGCGGGUUGCUGAUCACGGAUUUCCCGGUGGAGGACCGAGGAACGCCCCCCGCGGCGCAGACUCCGGCCCAGGUGCCCACCGCCUCCGACGGCAGGACGAUCCAGAGGAGCCCCCUGCUUCUGUGCGCCCAUCGGAGGUUGGUGACCAAUGGGAGGACCGUCUCCCCGGAGUACAGGGCUGUUUCUCCUCGGCUUCGACGGCCCAAGUCACCCCAGAAACCCAGAGCGGCGUCGGGCGGCUACCCCAAAUCCCCAGCGAACGGCACUGCGACUUCGCCCGCGCAGCUGCCGCUGCACCGCCCGCAGACUCCUCAUGCGUCUGCCCCCUGCAGCCCCGAGGGGGACAGGGCCGGAUUCCCCGCCAGCCCCCUGCUUUCGCCUGCUGCAAGUGCGCUUAUCCCUAAUACCGCCUCCCCAGGCGCGCGUUCGCUGUCCGGCCAGAUGGCUAAGGACCCUGAGCGGGGACCUUCGAGACUCUGUCCCGCGCCCCACAAAAGGUCUUUGGAGCAAAAACUCCCCCUCCAAAGGCUUCCCUCACAGGAGAACGAGCUCCUGGAGAAUCCUUCAGUGGUUUUGAGCACAAACAGCCCCGCCGCCCUCAAAGUGGGGAAACAGCAGAUCAUUCCGAAGAGUCUGGCCUCGGAAAUUAAGAUAAGUAAAUCCAACAGUCAGAAUGUGGAGCCCCACAAGAGGCUGCUUAAGGUGCGCAGCAUGGUGGAGGGCCUUGGAGCGCCCCUGGGCCCCGCAGAGGACGAGGGCGAGGCGGAGAACGACUUGGACAGUCCGGGCUCUCUGCGGAGAGGCUUGAGGUCCACGUCCUAUCGCAGGGCGGUGGUCAGUGGCGUUGAUUUUGACAGUCCUACCACCUCGAAGAAGAAGAACAGAAUGUCCCAGCCUAUUCUGAAAGUGGUAAUGGAAGAUAAGGAGAAGUUUUCCAGCCUGGGAAGGAUAAAGAAAAAAAUGCUGAAAGGACAAGGAACAUUUGAUGGGGAAGAAAACGCUGUUCUGUAUCAGAACUACAAAGAAAAGGCCCUUGACAUUGACUCUGAUGAAGAGUCAGAGCCUAAAGAACAGAAAUCAUACGAAAAAAUUGUGAUUCACCAUAAGCCACUGAGGCCUACGUGGAGCCAACUCUCUGCGGUGAAAAGAAAUGGAUUAUCUCAGACAGUUAGCCAGGAAGAAAGAAAGAGACAAGAGGCUAUCUUUGAAGUUAUAUCCUCUGAACAUUCAUAUUUACUCAGCUUGGAGAUCUUGAUACGAAUGUUUAAAAAUUCUAAAGCACUGAGUGAUACGAUGACCAAAACAGAGAGUCACCAUCUUUUCUCCAAUAUUACAGAUGUCUGUGAGGCAAGCAAAAAAUUCUUUACAGAGUUGGAAGCAAGACAUCAGAAUAAUAUUUUCAUAGAUGACAUAAGUGACAUUGUGGAAAAACACACAGCAUCCACAUUUGACCCAUAUGUGAAAUACUGCACAAAUGAAGUCUACCAACAGCGGACACUACAAAAAUUGUUAGCCACCAACCCAUCUUUUAAGGAAGUUUUGUCCCGAAUCGAGUCCCACGAAGACUGUAGGAACUUACCCAUGAUCUCUUUUCUCAUUCUCCCCAUGCAGAGGGUGACCCGCCUUCCCCUGCUGAUGGAUACUAUCUGUCAAAAGACACCUAAGGACUCUUCAAAGUAUGAAGUCUGCAAAAGGGCCUUAAAGGAAGUAAGCAAGUUGGUUCGACUCUGCAAUGAAGGAGCUCGGAAGAUGGAAAGGACUGAAAUGAUGUACACAAUUAACUCCCAGCUGGAGUUUAAAAUUAAGCCUUUUCCUCUAGUCUCCUCUUCCCGCUGGUUGGUCAAAAGAGGUGAGUUGACAGCCUAUGUGGAAGACACUGUGCUUUUCUCAAAAAGGACGUCCAAACAGCAAGUCUACUUCUUCCUCUUUAACGACGUGCUCAUUAUCACCAAGAAGAAGAGUGAAGAAAGUUACAAUGUCAAUGAUUAUUCCUUAAGAGAUCAGCUACUGGUGGAGUCUUGUGACAGCGAAGAGCUUAAUUCUUCUCCAGGGAAGAACAGUUCCACAGUGCUUUAUUCAAGACAGAACUCUGCUAGUCACCUCUUUACGCUGACAGUCCUUAGUAACCACGUGAACGAGAAAGUGGAGAUGCUGCUGGGAGCUGAGACUCAGAGCGAGCGAGCCCGCUGGAUAACUGCCCUGGGACACAGCAGCGGGAAGCAGCCUCCAAACCGAACCUCACUGACCCAAGUGGAAAUCAUUAGAUCAUUUACUGCCAAGCAACCAGAUGAACUCUCCCUGCAGGUGGCGGAUGUGGUCCUCAUUUAUCAGUGUGUCAGCGAUGGCUGGUAUGAAGGGGAAAGACUGCGAGAUGGAGAAAGGGGCUGGUUUCCUAUGGAAUGUGCCAAGGAGAUAACAUGUCAAGCUACAAUUGAUAAGAAUGUGGAGAGAAUGGGACGUUUGCUGGGGCUGGAGACCAACGUGUAGCCUCUCUGAUGGUAUUUUGUCACUGGGAGAUUUGCACUACAUCAUGGUGGGCUGGUUGGUUCAAGGCCGGUUUUGAUGUUAACUUUAACACAGCCUAUUUAAUUAAAAGAAAGGAAACACUUGCCCUUAAGCUUGCCAGUUGGUUCUGUUCUCUCAGGGGAACAGCUACUGGACAGUUAGUCCACGAAGCUCCGUUUGUGCACAGCAAUCCUUUUGCAAACCUCUUCAGGUAAACAGAAUAGCUGAGCAGUCCACUUCAGGGGUGAGGCAGCCUCAGCUACUCCUAGUUGUAUCAUGUUCUGGCGUUAAAAAUAUAUAUAUACAUAUAUAUAUAUAUAUAUAUGUAAGAUGCUACAUCCUGGUUUUCUCUAUCCUCACUUAACCAAGAAUGUAUGCUAUCCCUCUUUAAACAUCUCCUUCGUAUGGUUCUUCCAGUAUUAGCAAGGUUUUAUAUCUUUAAGGAAUACCCAGUUUUGUAAAUAUUGCUCCUGCCUCUUAUAUUUUAGAUCUGAUGCUAAUGCUUUCUUGAUUUCAAAAGGAACUGGUAGAGUUCUGAAGGUGAGCUCAGUUUUUCUAAACCUCUUCCCAGGAAAGGGAAAUUGACACUUGAAUUUUUUCCACCUCUUUCCUCAUUAGAAGGGAAGUAAGGAGCCUUACUUUAAAGAUUUUUUAAAAAUCCAUCUCACCCAACUUCGGUCUUUGGUAAGUAUAUUCUAAUAAAACGUAAACUACUCUAACAAUAUAGAAUUUAGAUGGUUCAUAUAUGUGAGAAAAUCCUGAAUAUAGGACAGGGGUCGUACUUUUUAAAAAUAGACCUAUAUGAGAUGAUAAACUGACGUGAGGCUGCUUUGCCUUCAAUAAUGUACGGUUUUUGACUGUUCCUACUCCCAUUUCCAAAAGGAAAUUGGCUGAAACACAUUUUAACAAUCUCAAGGAAGAUAAAAUUGGACCUUAAAAGGUAUCAAGAAGGCAACAUGGUGUACCUAGUUGCAACAUAACAUUUUGACCUUAAUGGGAACUCAUUUUAUUUGCACUAAAGGCCUUGCUUGCUGGAUUUGAAGUCUCUCUUAACUGCGGGUGUCUGUAGAACUUUAUUUCUUCCACUGAUGCAAGGAGAGGAAAGUCAUUGUAAUAGUACGUUUCAUAAAGAGGGAAUUGGAGGGUUUGGAAGAGUGAGGGGAGGAGUGAUUUUUUUACUGGCAGCUACGUUCCCUCUCUACUCCAUUCUCUUUCAUGGAGGGGUAAAACCUGGCAAAGGGUACAUCAUUCAAGGACUCAGAUCCAUGUGUGACAUGUCCCCAGCUACUGACUGCCAACCAGUUACUCAAUUGUGAGUAACUUUGCAGAAGCCCAGUGCGGGAGGUGAGUGUGCUCGGCCCACAUGCUCUGUGUCCUGUCACUGCAGCAGUGAGCCUGCAGGGGGCACCUGCAGCUGCCUCGCCUGUGGAUUGCUCUCCUUUAUCAAUGCACACAUUUCUGAGUAUAAAGACAUGCCAGGCCCCGAGCUCCUUGAGUUCUGGGCCAGUCUGUCAAUGGAGAAUAGCAGUGGACCCAGCAAGCAAGGUCUUGGGUUUGGUAAAACAAGAAAUCUAUCUCCUCUUUGAUGUCACAGAAUUUCUGGAGGAGAAGCUAACAAAUUGAAAUCUAAUCUAAUGGAAUGUUUUCAUUUAGGAAGGAAGGUAAAUGUGUUGCUUGCAAAGAGACCAUUUUGUAUUAUUUUUGCUAACACCCUGUUGACACUAAAAAGCAACUAUAUGAAUCCUGUGAAUUAAUUUAUCAGUAGAGAUGGUGAACAGUUUUGGAAUAUGUGCAUGUUAUAAAUCAGAGCCUAUUUAGCAAGCAGGUUAAUACUAUUAUUAGAUAAAGUGUUGUUUUAUGGCAGGUAUUAACUCAUUCACAGUGUUUCAGUUCAACCGUGAACAUGACACAGUAUUGUUUUUCAAACUUAGUAGCUUCUCUGAAUUGUACAAUGACUUCAUUCAGUGACCUGUGGAGAACAAAAAUAUUCAUUUUUGUCCCAAUGAAUUGAGAUUGCUUGUACACUUUUGGCAAAAUAUGUGAGCUUAUAAAGAUUUUGUACUUGUU